Messenger RNA from Durio zibethinus, 2613 nucleotides. The record is from RefSeq and is a predicted model, not a curated record. NCBI's taxonomy places the organism in Eukaryota, Viridiplantae, Streptophyta, Magnoliopsida, Malvales, Malvaceae.
AUGCCAAAUUACUUUGUAAAACAUUACUGUCCUUUGUUUCUCUUUCCUUCUCCAACUAGAGAUGGAAAAGUAAGAACAAGACAGACGGAACUUGAACAUUCAAGCUUUAUCAUCACAAAUAAUUUAUAUAUUCGUAGUAAUCUCAUUAAUGAAAUAAUGAUACUUGGAAUCACCAAACCUCUUAACCGUUCUUUUUAUCUCUCUUUACUUGUUAUAAACACUUCCCAUAAAGAUUUUCUGCAACCAAGAAACAAAAAAGUUGUGUCAUUUGUAGGAGGUACAAAGAAGUCGACGGAGAAACCAGUGACCGGCGGCAACCUCCCACUUUUUGACAGUUCGAAACAAAUGGAACUCCAAAAACUCCCCAAAACAGCUAAACCCAAAGUCUCUCCCACACUAGCUGAGCUCCUAAUGAUUGUAGACGACGCCCCAAAUGAUGCCUCUGGUAACAAUACCCUGGUUGGUCAUCGAGCACUUGAGCUUGGUUAUGCUUGUAGCUCACUCCCAUCAUCGUAUCCAUUUGUUCUUUCUUUUAACAACUUAACUUACAGUGUCAAAGUUCGGAAAAAGUUGGCAUUGCCGUUUUGUGGGAAGGGCAAUGAGCUUGAUUCUCAUGGGAUUAACACCAAGGUAUUGUUGAAUGAUAUUUCGGGUGAAGCAAGAGAAGGUGAAAUCAUGGCGGUUCUUGGUGCAAGUGGGUCAGGUAAAUCCACUUUGAUUGAUGCACUUGCGAACCGCAUUGCAAAAGAGAGCCUAAAGGGUUCUUUAACUUUGAAUGGUGAGGUUUUGGAGUCGAGACUUUUGAGGGUGAUUUCUGCUUAUGUCAUGCAAGAUGAUCUUCUGUUUCCAAUGCUUACUGUCGAAGAGACACUCAUGUUCUCGGCUGAGUUCAGGCUUCCUCGCUCGCUUUCUAAGAAGAAGAAGAAGGCUAAAGUUCAAGUUCUGAUCGAUCAACUAGGCCUGAGAAGUGCAGCAAAGACUGUGAUUGGAGAUGAAGGACAUAGAGGUGUCUCUGGAGGUGAACGUAGGCGAGUUUCAAUCGGAAUUGACAUAAUUCAUGAUCCAAUUGUCCUGUUUCUUGAUGAACCAACUUCCGGGUUGGACUCAACAAGCGCAUUCAUGGUUGUCAAGGUCUUGCAGCGAAUUGCGCAGAGUGGAAGCAUUGUGAUCCUUUCCAUUCACCAGCCAAGUUACAGAAUUAUGAGCUUACUUGACCGUUUGAUUUUCCUUUCACGUGGACAUACUGUGUAUAGUGGCUCUCCAGCGAGCCUGCCCCUUUUCUUCGCUGAAUUUGGGCAUCCGAUUCCGGAGAAAGAGAACAGGACUGAAUUCGCUCUUGAUUUGAUUCGUGAGCUCGAAGAAACUCCUGGUGGGACAAAAAGCUUAGUUGAAUUCAACAAGUCAUGGCAGGCUAGAAAGAAUCCGAGAAAUGGCUUCUCCAGCAAACCAAACCUUUCACUUAAAGAUGCAAUUAGUGCCAGCAUUUCUCGAGGAAAGCUAGUCUCGGGUGCAACAAAUGAUUCCAAUUUAACAUCUUCAGUGCCAACUUUUGCCAAUCCAUUUUGGAUUGAAAUAAUAGUUAUUGCCAAAAGAUCGGUUACAAACUCAAGAAGAAUGCCUGAAUUAUUUGGAAUUCGCUUAGGUGCAGUUCUUGUCACAGGGAUCAUCUUAGCUACCAUAUUUUGGCAGCUAGACAAUUCACCUAAAGGUAUCCAAGAACGUUCAGGCUUCUUUGCUAUUGCCAUGUCCGCCACCUUCUACACUUGUGCUGAAGCAAUCCCUGUCUUCCUUCAAGAAAGAUACAUCUUCAUGAGGGAAACAGCAUAUAAUGCUUAUCGCCGGUCAUCAUAUGUAUUGGCUCACUCUCUAAUUUCCAUUCCUUCUGUGGUCAUCCUAUCUAUCUCCUUCGCUGCAAUAACCUUUUGGGCAGUAGGCCUUGCUGGGGGCCUUUCCGGGUUCUUUUUCUUCUUCUUAACAAUCUUUGCCUCCUUUUGGGCUGGAAGCUCUUUUGUAACAUUCCUUUCAGGCAUCGUCUCUCAUGUUAUGUUAGGUUUCACUGUCGUUGUUGCCAGCUUGGCCUAUUUCCUGCUAUUCAGCGGAUUCUUCAUUUCUAGAGAUAGGAUACCCUUAUAUUGGAUAUGGUUUCAUUACAUCUCUCUGGUGAAAUAUCCUUAUGAAGCUGUUCUGCAGAACGAAUUCAAUGAUCCAACAAAAUGCUUCGUUAGAGGUGUACAAAUGUUCGACAACACACCUCUCGGGGCGGUGCCAAUGUCACUGAAGUUGAAGCUAUUGCAAAGUAUGAGCAGUGUCUUGGGCGUGAACAUCACAAGCUCAAGUUGUGUGAUAACCGGUAGGGAUAUUCUGGUGCAGCAGGGUAUAACUGAUAUAAGCAAAUGGAACUGCUUAUGGAUCAUUAUUGCCUGGGGAUUUUUCUUUAGAAUUCUAUUUUACUUUACAUUGUUGUUGGGGAGCAAGAACAAGAGAAGGUAAAUAAAAUGGUAAUGGGAUUUCAAUUUCUUGUUAAACAGUUAAAUUCUUGCCCUGGUCUUGCCAGUACUGCCUUCGAAGAAAAGUCUUGCCGUCACACCAAAGCCUACGCAAGCAAGUGGAUAC